GAAACACGGAAGUGGACUGUGUUUUGGUUUCUAUCGCGGCGGGAAAUCUCACGGAGACACGUGACCAUGCCGUCCAAGCAGCAGGAUGUUGCCAAAUCUAAUAUGUCCCCCGGACUCUUCUUGACCGCGGACGGUGAACCCAUGUCUUUCUUCCUACGACCGGGUCCCGUCAAACGCAAGCUGCAGCCGCUCAUCACAUCUGGAGGAGGGAUGAUGUGCAGUGUCCAGCAGCCAGGAGCCAUCCUGCUGAUUGACAAAGAUGAUCGAGGCGCUAUUCCUGAAACUGCUGCUCACUGGUAUGUGACCAUCAGUUACAUUUAUGACUGUAUCGAGAAGGGUAAACAUCUAAACGUUGAGGACUACAGGUUAAAUCCUGAAGACAUCCCGAGACAUUCUGCUAGACGCGUCAAGAAAGAGGGUUCUUCUGUUCUCACAGGCAGGGCUCCCUAUUCCGCUGACGAAGAUGCAGCCAUUUUGAGUUAUGUCAGGAAACACAGGAGCGAGACGGGGGGAAACCGGCUCUGGCAGGAGAUGCAGAAGCAGAGUGUGACCAGUCACAGCUGGCAGUCGAUGAAGUAUCGCUUUAGGGUCCAAUUGGCCCAGAAGUUGUCUGAAGCUGAGGAGGAGAGAACUACAGAGGAAGAGACCAAGAUGGAUGAUCAGCCCGCAGCUGCAAGCUCACAACCUGAAAAUGUCGACGCUGAAACAUCGAACGUCUCUCAGCCCGAGGAGCCUCGUGUGGAUCCACAGGAAGAGGCCCCUAUUCCAGCUGAUGGCACAGAACCAGAAGCAGCAGAGACACAAGCAACCAACUCUCCACAGAAAGAAAAUGUGCCAGAGGACUCCCCAUCCAGCUCUAUAACCCCCCAGAAAAAGAAAGAGAAGCAGGAACAAAGACCACAGCGUCGAUCAAUGCGCAGGCAGCUGGAGGCGUCAUCACCGCAUGAACCUUACGGCAAAAAACUCAAAUCUUCCUAUUCGGCUGAGAAACUGUCCUCUCCUAAGUCUGCAAAGAAAACAUCAACAGACUCACCGCCUUCAAAGAGAGUCAGAAAACUGAGUUCGGCAGCAGAGGCAGAGAGUGAAGAAUUGGAGAGUGUAGAAACUGUCAUCGCUGAAACGCCACAACCAGAGGAAGAGUCAAACUCGUUGGAGAAAGCAGAGAAGGGAAAAGGGAAGAGGAAGUUUGGGAUUCUGGAGUUGGCUACAAAGGAGUUUGAAGAUGAAAGUGAGUCUUCUGAGGAUGAAGCUGCAGAUCUCCAUAACCCACUUGUAAAAGCAGCGAUACCGACCACAUCAGCAGAACCACGUCUUCAGUCCUCAGACACGACUGCAGACCUGGUCUCUGUACAGUCCCGACCUACUGCAGCCCUCCAGGAGGAGGCUCAACAGACCCAGGCGGUCAGCAGUUACAGUGCACCAGAGAAGGGCCGCCCUGAACCUGGUCCUGCAGCUUCUGACCCUUCAGCUUCUGGUGCUGCAGCUUCCGAUCCAGCAGCUUCUGGUCCUGCAGCUUCUGGUGCCGCAGCUUCUGGUCCUGCAGCUUCCGGUCCUGCAGCUUCUGAACCUGAAGCUUCUGGUCCUGCAGCUUCUGAUCCUGCAGCUUCCGGUCCUGUAGCUUCUGGUCCUCCAGCUUCUGAUCCUCCAGCUUCUGAUCCUGCAACUUCUGAUCCUUCAGCUUCUGGUCCUCCAGCUUCUGAUCCUCCAGCUUCUGAUCCUGCAACUUCUGAUCCUUCAGCUUCUGCUACUGCAGCUUCUGAUCCUGCAGCUUCUGGUCCUCCAGCUUCUGAUCCUCCAGCUUCUGAUCCUGCAGCUUCUGGUACUGCAGCUUCUGAUCCUGCAGCUUCUGGUCCUUCAGCUUCUGAUCCUUCAGCUUCUGGUCCUUCAGCUUCUGGUCCUUCAGCUUCUGGUCCUGCAGCCACAAAGGCUUUGCAUGCAGCCUCCAGGGCCCACCUUUUCAUAUUUGACAGUGAAUCUCAAGAAGAAGAGUCCCAGCCCCUCACUGGUGACAAUGCGACAGCUCUGUCCAAACCACAGCCACUAGUGAGGAAAGACACUGCACCAUCGCUGACUCAGAUCCAGUUAGAGGAAGACAUGAAGCAACUCAGCGCUCUUAUGAACCAGACAAAUCAGGACAUAGUUAAUGUGACCAAAGCUCUGUUGAGGACCAGUGGAGAUUUCUCUGCUGCGCUGGAUCUGCUUUUGAAUCCGUCCACCAUUCAUGGACCCGUGUGGAUUCGCUCUGAUGACGAUCUGUUGAGCUCCGCUGAUCCUGUGGUCCGCCAGCAGCUGCAGGAGAGGUACGGUGAGAAGGAGUUGGCCAAAAGAAUAGUGUUUCUCGAGCUGGAGAGAUGAAGGAGAAGAUCUAGAAAUGUACAUCGAAUAACAAGUAUGACAGUAUGACAUGUCUUAUUUAUUCAACUUCUUUCAAAAUGACUAGAAGAUUUUCUCCGCAGAAUUUUCAUUAAAUCAAGUUGGAGAAAUUUGAGGAUUAAAAAAGACUCUGAUUUAAAAAUGUUAAGUUUGUAUGUAAAUGACUAA
This is a messenger RNA of Limanda limanda (common dab), 2541 nucleotides long. RefSeq names its product telomeric repeat binding factor 2, interacting protein (gene terf2ip). The transcript is spliced from 8 exons. Gene Ontology annotation, molecular function: telomeric repeat DNA binding. Gene Ontology annotation, cellular component: shelterin complex. Gene Ontology annotation, biological process: regulation of DNA-templated transcription; telomere maintenance via telomere lengthening. The record is from RefSeq and is a predicted model, not a curated record. Lineage: Eukaryota; Metazoa; Chordata; Actinopteri; Pleuronectiformes; Pleuronectidae. Bases 67 to 2355 code for a protein of 762 amino acids.